Carlito syrichta (Philippine tarsier) is the source of this 1413-nucleotide messenger RNA. Its product is annotated as solute carrier family 7 member 13-like. NCBI's taxonomy places the organism in Eukaryota, Metazoa, Chordata, Mammalia, Primates, Tarsiidae. Gene Ontology annotation, biological process: amino acid transmembrane transport. The transcript has 4 exons. Gene Ontology annotation, molecular function: L-amino acid transmembrane transporter activity. The record is from RefSeq and is a predicted model, not a curated record. Gene Ontology annotation, cellular component: membrane.
AUGGAUAAAGAUAAGAAAAUAUAACUCAAGAGAGUCUUUGGAUAUUAUUGGGGCACAUGUUUUUUAAUUGUUAAUAUAAUUGGUGCAGGAAUUUUUGUGUCCCCCAAAGGGGUGUUGGCAUACCCUUGCAUGAAUGUGGGGCUCUCUCUGUGUAUUUGGGCUGGAUGUGCUGUACUGUCCUUGAUGGUAAUUCUCUGCUCUGCAGAGAUAGAUAUAAACUUUCCAUGCAGUGGAGCUCAGUACUAUUUUCUCAAGAGAUGCUUUGGAUCCUCGAUCGCUUUCCUGUAUCUCUGGACAACCUUGUUUCUGGGACCCGGACUAGUUGCUAGCCAAGCCCUGCUCCUCGCUGAGUACAGCAUCCAACCUUUUUAUCACAGCUGCUCUGCCCCAAAGCUGCCAAAGAAAUGUCUGGCGCUGGCCAUGGUGUGGAUUGUAGGAAUUCUGAAUUCUCGCGGUGUAAGAGAGGUGACUUGGCUUCAGGCAGCUAGCACAGUGCUGAAAAUAUCCAUACUAAGCCUCAUUUCCCUAACUGGAGUGGUAUUGCUGGUGAGAGGGAGAAAGGAGAAUCUAGAACGGUUUCAGAAUGCAUUUGAUGGUGAAUUUCCAGACGCCUCCCAGUUUAUAGAAGCCGUCUUUCAAGGAUAUUUUGCGUAUUCAGGCGGGGGAUGCUUUACGUGUAUUGCAGGGGAGCUGAAGGAACCCAGAAAGACAAUUCCCAAAAUCAUAUUUACUGCAUUACCUCUGGUGACUGUUGUUUAUUUACUAGUUAACAUUUCCUACCUGACUGUUCUGACACCCAGGGAAAUUCUCUAUUCAAAUGCUGUAGCUGUCACAUGGGCUGAUCGAUUUAUUCCUUCGUUAACAUGGGCUAUGCCUUUUGCUAUUUCUGCCUCAUUAUUUAGCAACCUCCUGGUUAAUAUAUUAGAAUCAUCAAGAAUCAUGUAUACUGCGGGCCAACAAGGACACUUGCCUUUGCUGUUUUGUACACUUAAUAGUCACUCAUCUCCAUUUAUACCUGUGCUACUACUUGUCACUUUGGGAUCUCUUGCAAUUGUCUUAACAAACCUAAUUACCUUGAUAAACUAUCUUUAUUUUGUGGUUUCUUUUUGGUAUAUAUUAUCAAUGAUAGGACUAUUAAAACGGAGAUAUCAGGAACCCAACCUACCUACACCUUAUAAGGUAUUUCUGCCAUUUCCAUUGUUAAAUAUGGCCAUCAACCUCUGCAUGGUUGUGAUACCAUUGGUAAAGUCUCCAAACAUGCAUUAUCUCUAUGUGCUUCUCUUUGUCUUCAGUGAACUGCUAUUUUACAUACCCUUAAUACAUUUUAAAGUUAGGUUGGUUUGGUUUGAGAAGAUGACUUGUUAUUUACAAUUACUGUUUAAUAUUUGCCUCCCUGAUGUGUCUGAUGAAUAG